CUUCAUAUGCUUUCACUUGUUUCAUGAGUGUCAGGAGGGCCGAUUAUUAUAUCAGUUCUGUUAUUAAACUGUUUCAUAAACUGCAGAAGAAAAUGUUUAUUCUCAUCUGUUUGUGCUCAUGGAGUCUGGCUGGUGUGUUUAGUGAGUCAGUGUCGGUGAUGGAGGGAGAAUCUCUCACUUUAAACACUGGUGUUACUGAAAUGCAGCACGAUGAUCUGAUAUUGUGGACAUUUGGACCCCUUCUCAUAGCGAAAAUCAAUGGAAAAGACAAUAAGAAAGAGUUUUAUGAUGAAAGAUUCAGAGACAGAUUGAAGCUGAAUCAUCAAACUGGAUCUCUAACCAUCACAAACACCAGAACCACAGACUCUGGACUUUAUACAGUUACCAGCAGCAAAAUAGAGAUGCCGCUCAACACAUUCAAUAUCACUGUCUAUGCUCAUAUGCCUGUACCUGUCAUCAGCAGUAUGUCUUCACAAAAUCCAUCAUCAUCAGGAUCACCAACAUCCAAAUGUUUACUGCUGUGUUCAGUGGUGAAUGAGAGGCUUCCUUCGUGGACGAUACCCAUGCAUGCCUUCCUCUGCAGUGUGCGCCAUAUGGUGUCAUGGGAAACGGUCACUCCAGUGAACUUGCAUGGUGAUUUUCUUCAACUCUUCUCAUCAGAAGACGCUCCUGUCGAGAUGUUAACUUCCGUGGACGGCCUGGACGUCUCUAGAGUUCAAGUGGAGGAGGAUGUGGUGUCGCCCUGA
Labeo rohita (rohu) is the source of this 746-nucleotide messenger RNA. RefSeq lists its product as uncharacterized. Lineage: Eukaryota; Metazoa; Chordata; Actinopteri; Cypriniformes; Cyprinidae. Bases 24 to 746 code for a protein of 240 amino acids. The transcript has 5 exons. The record is from RefSeq and is a predicted model, not a curated record.